Talpa occidentalis (Iberian mole) is the source of this 186-nucleotide messenger RNA. Its product is annotated as keratin-associated protein 19-7-like. Bases 1 to 186 code for a protein of 61 amino acids. The transcript is spliced from 2 exons. The record is from RefSeq and is a predicted model, not a curated record. Lineage: Eukaryota; Metazoa; Chordata; Mammalia; Eulipotyphla; Talpidae.
AUGAGCUACUACGGCAACUACUAUGGAGGUCUGGGAUAUGGCUACGGAGGCUUCGGUGGCCUGGGCUGUGGCUGUGGCUGUGGCAGCUUCCGCAGAUGGGGCUGUGGCUGUGGUUAUGGGGGCUACAGGUGUGGCUGCUGCCGCCCAUCCUGCUGUGGAGGAUAUGGCUUCUCCGGCUCCUACUAG